AUGCCCGAAGCGGCAGGGGGGAUGCGGGAUGCGGAAUCGGGCAGGCGGUGGGACGGGCGCCGUUUCCGGCCCCCCGCUCACGGUGCUACGCAGAAAGCAAGUAUCUCUCCGAGCGACUCAUCGCCCACGCCGCACAGAAAUUCAGUCCUCGACAGCUCUAGUUCAGACCACCCCGAACCAAAGAAGCCCGCGACUGGUACUACUGAUACUGCUACUCGGAGCAAGUGUGAACCACUCAUCUGGAAGACUGGCUGCGCAGACAAAACGAGUGCCAAGUUGAGAGCUGCUGAGAUGAUUGAUGGGGAGAUGAUGGGACGGUGGACACAGCAAUGUUUCUGCGUCCGGAAUGUCUCUUUAAAGAUGAUCUGUUUCUCCCUGGAAACCACAACUUCGCCUUCUUCUCGCCCCAUCCCACUCGACCGUUGUCACGGGGGGUUUAUUGACUUUUCCUCUGACACAGAUCUGCUUUGACGAGAAUCGCAGGGCCAGAUUUCUGCAGUCAUUCUCGUCAGAUUAGAGCCGCUACGAGAGAACGAGCUAGAGAUUCAGGCCGGGUUUGUUGAGGUACCUGUGUUUGACACUGAGUCUGGAGAGACACGCAAGCGCGAUCAAAGAAUGGUAUCGGUUACAUAUACCGUUCAGCUAAAAAGGUGUCAAGACAGUCAUUUUCUAGCCAAUACAGGAUUAUAUUGGUCUACAAUAGCUUGACAAGAUAGGACGGCAGUUACACAACUUUACCACCCUUGCUUUCUCUCAGCCAUUGCCAUUAUUAUUUUAGGAAUCGCAAACAGCUUUAUCAGAUGGUUGUUUAAAGAAUCAGAUCAUCCAUUUCUUUUAUUGAUCAUCUCACCUAUAUCCAAUUGCCGGAUAACCCCAAAAUUCCUAUAUGUAAUAUAGCUAGGCAAGCUUGC
Aspergillus ochraceoroseus IBT 24754 is the source of this 911-nucleotide messenger RNA. RefSeq lists its product as uncharacterized. Bases 1 to 471 code for a protein of 156 amino acids. Lineage: Eukaryota; Fungi; Ascomycota; Eurotiomycetes; Eurotiales; Aspergillaceae. The transcript has 3 exons. The record is from RefSeq and is a predicted model, not a curated record.